GCAAUGCAUCCAAAACAGUCCGAGUUUUUUUAACCCUGUGGUUAACUUGGCAGCCUUUCUGUAGUUGAAAGUAUUAUUAUUUUUUUUUUUACAUUAUUUGCUGCUACGGGGAUCCAGUUGGGCAAUGGAAUCCAGCCUCACGAGCGAGUGAAGGCAAUAGCAGCGCGGCGGUGGGAGAAAACGCGGAUUCUUCCUCUCUUGCCAUCUCUUUCAAUAGAAGAAGAGAAGAAGAGAAGAAAUAAUAGAGAUUCAAGGACGAAGGUGAGACCUUUGAAUUGAAACAGAGGCUAUGAAGCAAUGCCGCUCUGGUUUUGAUGAGCUCCUGAGAUUCUUCCCUUGAGAAAGCUGGGAUUUGUGGGAUAUGUUUUCGAUCUUUCUCGACCGCCCAUAUGCGUUCUUUUUCCCUUUUUCUUCUAAAAGUCUCAUCUUGGUGUUCUAAAUUUUAAUGAUCUACUGGUAGGUCCGGCGGAGCUUCAUAGAAUGAUAAGAAAUCCAGCCUCCAAUGCCAUGUUCUGCACUUUACUGAAUCGGAACUGAACCACAAAGAUCUCCCUUUGGAAAAAGUUCCCUCCUUUGUUUCUCUUUUGUUACUGUGAUAUCGACAUUUACGGGGACCCUUUCGUGGCCAAGUUGAAGGCCAACCUCUCUUUUUCCAACAACGCUCUUCUCCUUCCAUACUUGUUUUUGUCUUGGGGGCAGGAAAGGUGUCUCCUUUAAUUUGCUUAGAUUUGAUUCGAAGGUGUUUGAUUUGGUCUUCUGGUGAAUUAGCAUUGGGGCAGGCAGUGUGGGCGAUGUCGAGGCCGCUUUCCCGGUGGUCCACCGGCAGUGGGCGGAUCACUGGCAUCUCCGACCGAGACCCAUUCAAUCAGGAUUACUCGAAGGAUUUUGCUGAGAAUGGUUUCGGGCACGAGGCCGGAGCUUGUCAGAGCCGGCAGGGAACAGGGCUUCCCUUCGUCAAGCUAGGCUUGGCCCUUGUCAUGGUGCUUGCCCUCCUCGGCUCCCUUUAUUGGACCAUAUCCAUCUCCACCUUGUCUCAGGUUCCCAUCAACCGGGGCCACCGCCGUCUGCAGGAGCUGCUUGUCUUGGACCUCUCGGAGAUCGGUGAGCUGUCGCUUGGUUCCGCCAAGUUGAGGGAGCUUGAAUUCUGCUCAUCUGAGUAUGAGGAUUAUGUCCCAUGUUACUGCAAUGUUUCGGAGAGUUUGGAUGCCGGAGAUCCAGAUGGAACAAUGGAGUAUGAGCGCCAGUGUGUUCGGGAGUCUGCCAAGGAACAUGGCUGUUUAGUUCUGCCGCCGAGGAAUUAUAGAAUUCCCAUUAGAUGGCCGAGUGGGAGAAACUUCAUUUGGAAGGAGAAUGUGAAGAUCACCGGGCUCGAGUUCUCCUCUGGGAGCUUGACAAAGAGGAUGAUGGUGGAAGAAGAGCAGAUCUCGUUUCGCUCGGACUCCCUUAUGGUUGAUGGAGUAGAAGAUUAUUCACAUCAGAUAGCAGAGAUGAUUGGGCUGAAAAAUGAGUCUAAUUUUAAUGAAGCAGGGAUUAGAACUGUCUUAGAUAUAGGGUGCGGCUUUGGUAGCUUUGGGGCACACCUCUUCUCCAGACAGUUGCUGACUAUGUGUAUUGCCAACUAUGAGCGCUUUGGUAGUCAAGUCCAAAUUACUCUUGAAAGAGGCAUGCCUGCUAUGAUCGGUUCUUUUGCAUCAAAACAGUUGCCAUAUCCAUACCUCUCUUUUGAUAUUGUGCAUUGUGCAAGAUGUGAGAUUGACUGGGAGAAGAAAGAUGGUAUUUUCUUGAUUGAGGUUGACAGACUCUUAAGGCCUGGAGGUUACUUUAUCUGGACCUCACUUACAAAUACUCAAAGAUUACUGCAUGAUAAAGAUAAUCAGAAGAAGUGGUCACUUAUUCAUGAUUCUGCUGAGAAGCUCUGCUGGGAUAUGAUGUCACAACAAGAGGAGACAAUUGUAUGGAAAAAGACUACCAAGAAGAAAUGUUAUAGUUCUCGGAAAUCUGGACCUCCUGUCUGUGACAGAAUUCACGAUCUUGAGUCUCCAUAUUACCAACCACUCAAUCCUUGCAUAGCAGGAACCGGAAGUCAGAGAUGGCUUCCUAUUGAAUACCGGACACCAUGGCCUUCUCGAGCUACAUUAAACUCCACUGAACUUGAUAUCUAUGGCUUACAGUCAUGGGACUUUGCAGAGGAUGCAUUGAACUGGAAGUCUGUGGUUCAUAAUUAUUGGACUCUUCUUUCACCGCUGAUAUUCUCAGAUCAUCCAAAGAGACCUGGUGAUGAAGAUCCUUCCCCACCCUUCAACAUGCUCAGAAAUGUACUAGACAUGAAUGCUCGAUUUGGCAGCUUUAAUGCUGCUUUAUUGGAUGCUGGGAAGACUGCAUGGGUUAUGAAUGUAGUUCCCACAAGUGGUCCCAACUACCUUCCUCUUAUCUUUGAUAGGGGAUUCAUUGGUGUUCAUCAUGAUUGGUGUGAAGCAUUUCCAACAUAUCCAAGAACAUAUGAUAUGGUGCAUGCUGAAGGAUUGCUAACACUUGAGACCAAUCAACAAGACAGGUGUUCCAUGAUUGAUAUAUUCUUGGAGGUAGAUCGUAUUCUCAGACCCGAGCCAGCUAUGAAGGAGAAGAAAACUAUAUUGUCCAUCACAUCUAAACAUUCCCUGAGCUGCACAAAUAUUGUUGUAUGCACAAGGAACGAGGAAGUGUUAUGUGUGAAUACAAGUACUAAGAAGUCAUGGUAUGCCAUAUCGGUCGGUACUGGUACAUACUGACCAUACCAUACCAAACUGGUACCAUGUUGGAACAUAGUAUGGGGGCCAUAUCGAAUGUUGGUACACCAAAUCGACGCCCAUACCAGGCAUACUAAUACUGUACUAGGAUGGUACUGGCAUGGGUUCUAGUACCCAGAUGGUAAACUUUGCUAAAAACAAUUACUAAGUUUCAAACAUUAUUCAUUCUACUUUUUUGUUAGAAUUAUCAUUCAAUGUAAAUGUGAAAAUAAAGGUGAAAAUCCAAUGCCCAUUAGUGGGUUCGAGCCUGCCCAGUCACGAUGAGAAUUAUAAUAUAUGCUAGGUCUCGAUGCGGGUUAGGAUCCUGGGUUAAUAUUUUGGUUAGCAAGAGUGAAUUCUUAACUUGGAGGGGGCUGGUCCAAAUUUGUUCUCGUAAUGCCACCCAUAUCCAUGGGUUCACUGCCAAUUAUUGUCCUCUGUGCCUUUGGAGAAAUUUCUAUUUGAAGGUCAAAAGUAUUUCACAUAUCUCCGAAAUAUCUUCACAUCAUUCGAUGCUGUGUACUGAUCAUCUCCAAUUCUAUUAAGGUUAUCUUAUAUCAUUUUGUGGCAUUGAAUACUCAAUAAUUUUAUGUUUUAAGUAUGAAAUAUAUUGGAGAGUCGUAAUUAUAUGACGGUUUCAUCUAACAGUAAGUUUUACCAAAUACAGCUUAGUACGGAGUAACUUUAUCAGUCUAUUCAUAGUUAAGGCUGGAGUUAGAGUUGAACUGCAAUGCAAGGAGAAAAGGUUUUUAGAAUAGAUUUAACAAGAUGUUUUAUUGUAUUAGCACAACUGCAACAGCAACUCAGAGAACUUGCUUCAGAUCUUAUUAGGUUAUUUCUGUUGUGGAGCUGCUGAUAAGAUGAGUUUGAAAUAAUUUCCCAUGUAAAGGACUGGAAGAUGCAGUUAGCCUCAAGCAAAGAUCUGAAAUAUAAGCUUGCCAGUUCAGCCUAUCAAAAGCAGUGUUUGGUUCUAGAUUGGAGGAGGAUGCAAAAUUUUUAAGGAUUUUACAGUCAUUGCAGAAACUGGAUUGUUAUUUGAGUGUUGCCGAGUUUUGCUUGUAUUAGGUGGAUUUGGCCGGAUAGUUUCAGAAAUUUUUUUAUAGAGAUCUUCCCUAGUUCUGCAGAGAUUAUAUUUCAUUUAAGGACUUAACAGCCAUCUUUAAGAAUUGGCUAUUGCUAUUAAAGUUUGGAAGUGUUUGGCUUUAAUUCAGUCUGCAAGUAUAGAUCUGGGAAGUUUUCUGUGGGAUUCAUGUUUUAUCAUUCAACAGAGUCUGUAUUUUUGUUCAAAUGUGCUUAGUGGUUGGUUUGAAUCCUUAUAAGGGCAGCAGCUACUUUAGCGAAGAUACCACAAGACACAGCUAUUGAAGUUUGUCUUGGCCUUCUUACUAGAUUAAGCAAAUUAUACUUGUAUUAAUGAUUUUUCAUUUUUCAAGACAUUUUUAUAGCUAUCUACGAGAUCUAGACUACAGUGUUAUCACAACAUUUCAUUCACUCUUCUUCAUCGGACAUGCUUUGGUUGAUUCCCUGCACCUUGUGGUUGCCCUAUAGCGCAAUCUAAUACCCAAUGGGCAUCAACAAUAUUAUGCAUGGACAUAGUUGCGUGCCUGAAUUGGAUUUUUGUACUUUAUCGUAUCCUUUCACAAGAGAUUUGGCUCAUUCCUUUGCUCUGUGUACCUUUUCUUUUUCCCUUUGUUUUGUAGUUUAAGAGGUCAGAAAUACUCUUUUUCACAGAAGAAGGACAAAAGCAGUGGAUCCAUAUUCUAUUCAAGAAUCAAAAUUCAUUGAAUUUUAGAGUACCUAUAGAAUGCAAAGAACUUAAUCCUUUAAGUUCAAACUGCUCGGCAUCUCCAAGAUACUUGCUUAUAUCUUGACUCGAGUCAUUAUAGUAUAACACAAAACCAGUAAGAUAUAAGUAUCAUUGCUCUUGUGCUACUUUGAUUCAAAAGCUGUUGCUUGCUUGCCUG
Molecule: messenger RNA, 4729 nt
Organism: Phoenix dactylifera (date palm)
Lineage: Eukaryota; Viridiplantae; Streptophyta; Magnoliopsida; Arecales; Arecaceae
Source: RefSeq, a predicted model, not a curated record